Molecule: messenger RNA, 30199 nt
Organism: Porites lobata
Lineage: Eukaryota; Metazoa; Cnidaria; Anthozoa; Scleractinia; Poritidae
Source: the annotation of a GenBank genome assembly
CGUGAACAAAACAAUUAUUUUAUCUUUUCUGUGCUCGAAGACGCUGCUUGUCCAGUUUCAAAAGAAUUUCACUGCUCCGAUAAUAUAUACAGACAUUGAUGCAGGGUAAAAAACGAGGGAAUAACUCAUGUAUCGACCAACUUUAAAACAAAUGUAUUUUAUUGUAACUCAAAAAGGCGCAGUAUGGCCAAAGCAUGGCCAGAAGUUGUUCACUUGUUAUGGUGACCCGUGGGCUCGAUAAACUGGUUGCUACGCUCCUCAGUAAUUUCUUGGACAUAUUUAAUACGAAUUUCGAUGAAAGGGGGGAGAUUAGUUUCCCGUGAAACGUUAACUCUGACCCAGGAUUUGUUAUUUACUUAAUGAACAUGUCGGCUCAAUCAGACGUUGCUACUUUCAACAGAAGAUCUUCGACGCCGUCAAGAAGAGCUUGGGAGGAAACAGAAGAGAAACCGCAGACAAACGUUUCGCAGGGCGACCUGAACAAGAAUGUAAAGGAAAAAAAUCAUCCUGCAACGCCGAAGAGGACCGUAAGUGAAGGGCAAAAGACAUUGACAAGUAUGGAAAGCAAUGGAUCACCAGGAUCGGCGGAUGUUCGACUUCGUUCUGUGGAAGUUGGUGUCGAAGAAAACGCGAACAUCAGAACGAUCAAAACUGAAAUUGUCCAGAAGGAUAAUGUCAGGAACGGUUUUCCAGACGGUAGAUUAAAAAAUGGAAAGCAAUCCCAAAUGAAAGAUCUCGAAAAUUUGAAGGGUGAGAAUAUCUGUGAGGAUUCUUGUUGCGGAGACUGGACUUUAUUCACGCGGGUUUUCAAGUCCAAGCGAUUCGAGUCGGAAAAGCUCGAGGGCCUCUAUCAACGUUACGUAUUUCGCCUGAACCAAAAAUUUAUGAGCUGGCUCAUUGUUGUGUUGCUUAUUUUAACUUUUAUUUUGAUACCAUUGCAGUUCGCCAUGGAAAAUGACAAUCCACCGCAAUCUAAUGCCGAAGGCAUAACUUUGUGUAUUUUCGCGGUUGCUUACAUUUUACUGGCACUAAUUGUUAACAGAAGUGGUUCUUCUCAGAGCGGCCAUUUGAACUGGGUCUCUUAUAUUUUGUUGGCGAUUUCCUGCGGAUUUGUUCUUGCUUCGGUGGUUUGUCCACCGUCUGAAACUGUAGAUCCAAGCAAUGAAGAAAGCGUUUAUUCCCCUUCAGAUGGUGUAUGGCUAACGACGUUUUUCGUGUACAUGACUUAUACAAUGUUACCGGUUAGAAUGAGAAUUGCUGUGUUUGGAGGUUGUGUGCUUCCUGCCAUCCAUCUUAUAUCUAGCGCGGCGAUGAAUAAUAAGGACUCUAAUCUUGUAAGAUUGGUAAGUGCAUAUUUAUUUUUAUUUAAACUUAUUUUUGCCGUCUGUGUUGUAUCAUGAUUUCUAGGGCUUCAUCUGUUUUCUUCAAGUAGUAAAUUAUUUAUAUCCGUUAUUUGCAUUGUAAGGAAAAACGUAUCGCUCCUCCGUAUUGUGGGAAGUGCCUACUUACCGUAAAAAGUUAUAGCCGCCUCGAUCGAUGAAAGCCAAACACGAAUUACGAAUCCCGUGCUGUUAUUUCUUGUGACAUUUCCAGUGCGGAUUUAAUCUGUGUGGCACCAGGAGAAGGGGUAUUUCUAACAUUUCAUAUUUUCUAAAUAUGCAGGUGAAGUUUUAUGCUGAAAUUCUAAUUACAAUGAACAGCUGGUUAAUGUUCGAAAAAAUUUUGCCGUGUUUUUCAAUACUGCACUCACUUGCUAGAUCGGUUGUUAUCAUUACUUGGGAACAUGCAGUCCAUGAAAAUGGCACUAUAAUUUUUGUUAAGUGAUACCACAUUAGCUGGGAUCGUGGAUUACGCUUUUGGCAACUGUCAGAUUUCCUAUUUCUUACUGGCCGGUUAAGAAUAUUUUUAAGGAAGUUGUUUGUUAAAUCUUUUUAUCACAGAAUAUUUGAUUUGCUUACUGGUUACUGCGUGGCUGUGGGUGAGAAAAACAUCUUUGCUGCAAAUGCAAACAGCUUACAAAACGUCAGAAUUUGGUGCAAUAUAGCUUUGCCUAAUUUAGAUUUUUCUCAGUGUACUCUAAAAUACGCUAGUCUCAUGGCUGUUUCAUGCUGAAGAUACAUUCAUCUGGAUGUUCUUGCACAAAACUUUGCUUAUUAGGUGUAUAUGAUGCAACUAAAAUCCAUUCCCAAGUUAUAUUCAACCACAAUUUUAAUUUUCUUUGUCUCCCAUGAUAAUGAAUAAUCUAACCCUAUAAAACAAAGGAAAUUCUGAGUCAAUCUUGUUUCAGGGCUUGACAUUGGUGGUGGUUAACUCAUCAAAUACAUAUAUCUUAUUGGACAGUUUAGUGUGUAGUAUUGUGGGACAUUUUUACGAGUUAUUUUGGAGAGCCCGUAGGGCAAGUCAAAAUACAAGAGAUGAGUAUAAUUAUCCCUCGAUACUACAUACUAAACCAUCCAAUAAGAGAUUUAUAAUUCAACUCGCGAUGUUUUAAAGUAGAACUCAGUAAAUACGUAAAAUGAGAAUGUGUGACAGAUUAACGUGACUCCGUUGCAAGUCCAGUUUUCGUGUGCUUUAUGCAAUGUUAUUGCUGAUUGGUCUAAAAUGAAAACUUGUCAAACUAGUUUACUCAAAAUCAAAUGUUGUGGGAUUUCUCGGGUUUUCUUUGGCACUUCGGGGGAGCUUCGGGGUGUUAUCUUUCAACUAUUUGCCAGGAAAACAGAGAUGGAAUGACAAAUAAUUGUGAGGCUUAAGUUGGUCUUCCGGUUAUUUUCAUUAAUUUAAUUUAACUGACUGCAGGAAGGUAAACUGAGCAGAGCCACUUAUGAUGGAAAGAUGAAAAAUCUCCCAUUUGAAGGAGUUAAAGAGCUACUCGUAAACAACAGACUUGAAACCUCAUCUUCGCCAGGAUUAGUACUAACAUUAAGUCUUUGGAGAACGUCUAGAGUCUUCCAUAUCGAGUUUCCUCACAUUUUAAAAGGACUAGUAGUGAAGAAUGUUAAGCUCCUUGGCCGGGAUUGUAUUUAAGAGUGACGGUCAGGAAAAAUGGACUAAAAUCUUAAUUUUGUUGCAAGAGUUGAAAAAUCAAUUUUUUUUCAUUUUAUGUUCUUUUAGGUAGAUAAGAAACCUAACGUAGAUUUUUCCUGCCAAAAGCGAUUUUUUUUUUGUUAGAAAAAUUAGAAGAUUGGUUUUCAAUGCCGGUGUCUCAGACUGCCCUAAUUUUUAACCUCAAAUUCACUAACAUCAACUUUCCCUUGUGUUUGCAAACGAAGUUGCAUGGAAAAAUUUGGUCACUUUCCAUGAAAAGAAAAAUUCUUUUUCUUCCACUUAAAGAUACCUUCAGGGCAAUAGCAAAGCUCAUCGUACUGAAAUAAUUCAAAAAUGAGGGAUAAAUUUUCAGGAUAACAAAAACUUAAGUUUGUUACUCAUUUUCAACGGCAAUAUUUAACAUGUGGUAUAACUCCAAAUUCUCUUAAUGCUACUUAAAUCACAAAUUUUGGGUUGAAAAUAUGGCCAUUUUGAGACUCAGACCACAAAAACUGAUAUUCUUACUUUUCUCGCAAAUAAAAGGCUUUUUGCACGAACAACUUAGAUCAGAUUACUGAUCUACCUAAAAGCUAUUUGCGGACAAAAAAUGAAGGAAAUCGAUUUUUCAACUCCUGCCACUCGAUGGUCAAUAUUUCCUGACCAUCACUCUUAAUCAACGUGUUUGUGUCACCGAUAAUUUUUUUCGCCAUGCAUCUCACGCACAUGUUCAGGUCUGUUUUGAUCUUCGCUGUUGUAUUUUGAACUUAUAAUGUUUGUAUGUUCUGACUAUUUGUAAUAAAUUGUUGAAACACGGUUUUAUUCAACCUUACAAUUUCGGGAAACAAUGCAUUUUCUACCAUGUGCAACGUGAGUAGAAAACCGGUCAAACUGGUCUACCGGUGUACAAAUACGUGAGAUAUUUGAACUCGUUUUGGUUGUUAUUUGUACUCUACUGAGUGAAGUUGAAUAAUAAAUCAUGACACCAAUGAAUUUUCAUUUUUGGCUAGUGAAAGACAUGUUGACCACCAGAAUUAUGAAGGCAAAUUUCUUUGUCAACUGCAAAAGAUGAAUUUACUACUGACAGAACAGGGCCGUACCUAGGAUUUUUUGUCUGCGGGGGCAAACUCGGUUUUCGUGAGAUUUUGGACCAAUAUAGCUACAAGAAACAGCCCAGCAAAAUCAGACACUAUGUUAGAGAAAAAACAUUUAGUUUUCCUGGCGGGGGCAACUGCCCCCUUCGCCCCCCCGCUAUGUACGGCCCUGCAGAAGUGUGGUACAAUUUAAAGGGGGAAGAUGGCGAACUGUUGUUGAUGGAAGAUACUUAAAAUGUGCAUGCAUAUAGCGAAAAGGGCUUAUAAAUGGAGGGGUUUAUAUAAUAUAAAGCGCACUGAAACAAGCUAGCAGUGGUGAUCAAAUUGCAUUUUGUGUUUACUGGUUUUUACUGAAGCUUCAAAAUGUCAUAAUAAAUUAAAUUCAUUUCAAGACGUGCAAGGGUGGGGCUUAUACCCAGGGGGGGUAUAAUCGGAUGCAUUUUUGGAUUUUUUGUUUGCUGGUAAAUGGACCUAUACUGGCAGGGCAUAUAACUUGGGGGGACUUAUAAGUGGUAUUUAUUGGUAUUAGUUACAAAAACAAGUUAUGCAAAGUAUACGUAAUGCAUUAAAUAAUGAAAGGGAAAAAUCAUUGUAUACAGAAGGGGAAAAAGAACAAAGCAAAACGCAUGGGAUGAAGCUACACUCAGCUGAGACUGGAUCCAAGUGUCCCUAUCUCACAAUUUGGUCUCAAAUGAAGGGGGUGAUAAAAGGAAAGUGACAGCAACAGAAAGAAAAAAAAUUCCCAGAACUGGGAAAAACAUUUUCCCAUGGUUUGAAUGUAGCUGUAUAUUUGUUUAUUUAACCAGCUGGAUGUUCAUAAUUCUGUAAUUAACUUUAGUAUUAUCAGUGAUUUGUUUGCCUGUUAUAAAGUGAAUGAUGUUUCUGUUUGCUUGAUGUGUUUCACUUUACAGCUGCUUGGUAACUUGUUUAUAUUCAUAUGUGCCAACAUCACAGGAGUUUUUACAAAGUAUCCUACUGAAAUUUCACAGCGCAGAGCUUUCCUUGAAACUAGGAGAUGCAUAGAGUCAAGAUUGACAAUAAUGAAAGAAAAUCAAAAUCAGGUACAUGACUUCUAUUAGUUUGUAAAAGUUAUUGUUUUGAAAAAGGUGGGUGUAGACAAAACCUGGGUCCAGACCCAUAGGUGUUAUUGUUGUUUUUAUUAUUAUAUUUGAAGGUCUUCAGUGUUGCUGUUUGCAGGGCAAAGGCAGAACCUUCAAUCAUUGCAGUGUACCUUCAUUUCUCUAUUAUUUUAAGACCCUGAGUAUUGGUCUGGCCCCAGAGUUCAAAUCUACAAAAUUGACUGAACUAGUCCUGCCGUGGAUACUUUGGAAUUACACUAAAGUAUAUUUAGAGAUUUAUUUCAAGUCAACUGCGACAAGGAUAGAAAAUUUAAAAUCUCUGAUUUCAGGCUUUUUUUAAGUACAAUAGAGUUACUGUAAUAAUGGGAAGUGCUUGAUUAGGUUCUUGGGGCCAUUACUUUGGGCAAAUUUAACUAAAGAGGAAAGGAACAUCAGAGCUUCAAAUAACGGCCAGUCAAUGGAGAAUGUGUGGUCAAAAAAAGGCUUUGUCCAGUCAAAUCCUUGACUGACCGGACAUCUUGUCCACUCUUUUAUGCUUCUAAUGUAAUUCAGACCUUCACUUUUUUAAAUAUACGAUUGGUCAAGAUUGGAUAUUGUUGAUGAUCUUGAAGGAAAAAAAGUUGGGGGAGAGAGAGAAAAAGGAGACCAGAUCAAGAACGUUUAUUACGUAAACCGUUCAUAACCAGGGUAGGUCGCGGAAAAGAGAUCGGUAUUGUGCUGAUUUCACGAACGUUUGUACUGAAACAAGACGGAAAUUUUGCCAAUUUUGGGGGAGGGGGGAAAUUAGGAGUGUUAGCCUGUGCAACAAUAACAACAACAGAAACACCAACUACUUGUAAAUGUUGGCUUUUAAAGCCGCUGAUUUUUUGCUCAAAACUCCGGCUUGCUUUGCGAUCUCAUAUUCGCUCACACAGAUAUAUAUAUUUUUUUAGAGAUCAUCAUUUGCUCUUUUAACAACAAUCAGCUCAGAAAUGUGCCAAUGGCAAAGCUUUUUAUGUCGUGCACUGGCCAGUUCCCAGUUUUUUGCAAUAAUAAUGCAUCAAUCAGCGGCUUCCCCCUGGGGGCCACCCCUGGGAACCCUGGGGGAUUUGUCCAAAUGCCCAUUCAAACCUCAUCAAAUCCCCCUGAGAAAUUCUGACAAAUCCCCUGCCCCCUGGAUGCAACGUAUGAAUUUUACGCACAAAAACUAGCCGUUUGCUUUGCUUAGACCCUCCAUUUAAAGUUUGUUGUAUUUCAUUGCAGUUGGCCCCACUUGACUAAAUAGUUGUAUUGUAUAAUUUUUUUUCCCCUUUCUUUUAAGGUUUUGAGGGCUGUUAUGUAAACUACUUGGUUACUGGUAAUAAUGUAGUUUACCCUUGGUCAAUAAAGUUUCUUUCUUUCUUUUUCUUUCUAAAAAUGGAAAAAAGGCAUAUGGUUUUUGAGCGCUGUUAGUCCCUGGGAUGCACCUGAAAUUUGGUGAAUUGGGUACUACCCAGGACUGGACUCCUAAAAAUAGAAAAGGACCCUCAAUUUUAGGUUGCUGGAGUUCCCAUGCAUGGACCACUAAUUUUUAAAAGUAUAGGAACUCUGCAGGACUCUCAUGGUAUAAUCACCUACAGAUCCUUGCACUUAAAGCAAUGAGGGCGCAAAGUGAAUGCAUCGAACAACAUCCGGGAAUCAUCAGUAGCGUGUACCGUUGACCAGCAAAUCCUCAGGGUCUGCCCCCUGGGGUGCAAUCUCUAUGAACAAAAGUGAUAUUUUCUCCCACACCCUCAGGCAACAAAUAUCUGACAAAUUAUCUUGACAAAUGCCCUUGGGUUCCCAUGGGUGCCCCCCAGGGGGAAGCCGCUGAUUGAUGCAUAAUCUAAGAAGACCUGGUAGUUUUGGGACAUUUUCUUGUUAUAGUGACGAAGUUUCAAUAAAUUUGCAAGUUUACGGCAAAAAACAGCCCUGUCAGCCAAGAUAAGUCUCAAAUAUGUUGAACUGACAUGUAUUUGGUAAGACUUCUACCGAAUUGCGAGGUAUUUCGUGUGUUUUUGUGAAUUUUGCGGCUCUGCGUCUGUGCGAAAUUUCAGAAGCCCGCGCUGCAGGGCAGUAACCAUGGUUUUUCAUUUUCCGGAAGUUGCGAGUUUAUUGCUUCAUCCUCUAUAAACAGGGCUUCUGAUAUUUCGCGCGGUCGCGGACCUGCGAAAUUCAGGUUUUUCCGCGAAAUCCCGCGAAAUUCCCAAAAAAACACGAAAUACCGCGAAAUCCGCCAGAAAUAUUUCCAAAUACAUGUCGGCAAAACAUAUUUAAUACUUAUCUUGGCUAUUAGACCUGUUCUAUUCACCCCAAAUGUCCAAAUUUAUCUUGAAACUUUGUUACUGCAACGAGUAACAGCGUCUCAAAACUACCAGGCGUUCUUAGAUGAACGUUGCGAAAAACUGGGUACUAACCAUAAUGUUAACAGCUUUAGCAUUCGCUCAUUUCUCGAGUGAACUGUUGUUGAAAGAGCAAAUGAUUAUCCCUGUUAAAAAGACGUUAAACAGUGCUGGUCAUAUCAACGCAAAAUUGAUCGAUUUUAACGAAAUUUGCCAAAAAAUCCAGCGAAAUCGGCUGUUUUUUACUGAUUGUUUCUUGGAGAAGUUUUCCCCCAAAAUUUCCCGUGAAAUCGGCCGAUUUUUCUAAGAAUUUGCCCCGAAAAUCCUUCAAAAUUUGACUUUUUUCCGCUAAAAUCCCGCGAAAUUGGCCGAUUUUUCUGCGAAUUUUGACUUUUCUCCCGCGAAAAUCCCGCGAAAUCGGCCGAUUUGUGAGCAAAUUUUGACUUUUUUUCCCGCGAAAAUCCCGCUAAAUCGGCCGAUUUUUCCGCGAAUUUGCCCCUGAAAAUCCCGCGAAAUUUUGCGUUUUUUUCCGCGAAAUAUCAGAAGCCCUGUAUAAAGUCGUCACCCUAAACUCAGGAGUAGGGUUGUAGUAUUGUAAAGUAUUAUUAUACAGUCCACAUGUAUUUUACUGUAAAGUGCAAUCAGAUAAUCCUAGAUGAAAGACAUUUGUCUGUCCAAAAAUGGGUUGUGUCUGAGCAGAAAUGGGUUUGAUGGGACAACUUGACCGACGCCAUCCGGGAAAUUAUUUCAAGCCCUGAACAUGAAGCUCUGUGAGCUUUUAAUGAUAAAAAAAGGCAUUGUUGACUCUAAUACUGUUACAACCAGCUAUGUUCCGAAUAAGGUUGGAAGUUAAGACUUGAUUUUUUUCUCUUUAUUUUAGGAACGUCUGCUGCUUUCAGUUUUGCCAAGAUAUGUUGCCAUGGAGAUGAAGGCAGACAUAGAAAGUAGUAGAACAGAUACUUUGCAGUUUCACAAGAUUUACAUCAAGAGACACGAGAAUGUUAGGUUUGUAAUUGCAGUCAUAUUACAUGUACUUAUUAAUAAGUAAAUCUGCUGUUCAUCUCUGUGAAUAAUAGUCAUAAGACAGUGAUUGUUUUCUAAAGAGUUAAAGCACCACUAUAUCUCAAUGUUAUUCAAUUCCAAUUCAAUUUUUUUUCAUUUACACACAAUUUGCUAUUGAUUGUUUUAUCUUCAAAAACUUCAAGACUGUAUUUAUUGCUGUUCCAACAAUAGAAGGAAUUGAAAAGUAAUGAUAAAAGACACUGAUAUGUGUUUAAUGGAGAAUUAAUAUAUUUGAAAAUGCUAUUUGUCCCUUUGUUGAUUAAUGGGAUUUUUAUGAAGGAAAUGUCCCCGGUGUUUUAUCUUCAAGCAGCUUUGUAUCUUCUGGUGUAUAGCCUUAGCCCAAACACUAGUACAUGUACAUGUAGAUGUAGAUAUGCUGCACUUGUUGAUAUGCCCCUUCUGAAGGUUCAAAUGUGAAUAAAGCAAUAGUGUUUAAAUGUAAUAAUGUGGAGAUCAAUGUAGCUAAUAUCAGCUAAUCAAGCUUAUUGAUUAGACAAGCUGGUUAUAUUCUUAACUGGUUCUUCAAAAUUGUGCCAGCAUCUUUGUGUCCCAUGCAAUUUGAGCCAUUGGUAAGCCCUCUUUCAGGCAGUGAAAUUCCCUCCUGGCUGUUAGUUUGCCUCAUACUUUAGCUACAUCCCUGAUUAUCUCUCUGUUUUCUGUUCUCUGUUUUCAGUAUUUUGUUUGCUGAUAUUGAAGGAUUUACAAUGCUUUCAUCUCAGUGCACUGCUCAGCAGCUUGUUCAGUAUCUGAAUGAAUUAUUUGCCAGUUUUGACACACUUGCUGUGGUAUGUUUUUGUUUUUGUUUUUUAUUUAACGUUCUUUUUAUUAUAUAUUUAUUUAGAUGCUUCCACUUAGUUAUGUUAGCAAAAAAAUAAUAAAAUAACUGGACAAUCGGUUUAAAUUUUAUCUUCUGUUGCUUUGGACAUGCUAUGGUUGUGACAAAUGAUGCUGAGUUUGAAAUAAUGCAAAAUAUAAUUAAACCAAGGAUAAAUUGAACCGCAAUGUUGAGAAAGGGAUUAACAAAUGUUAAAAUCAAAUUCACAAUGAGCAAAAUUCACAUUGUGUAGUUCCAGAAAAUAUCCAGACCCCCACCACAGAGGGAAUUUCACUUAGGACCCCCCCACCUCCCUGGAUUUUCCAUUUUUGCAGGGAACUGAUGACCCCCCACCCCUUCGGAAUUUCCACAAGUGUGACAAAGACCCCCCAACCCCUCUGGAAAAGUUCAUUUUCACGAAGAAAGACUAUUAAAGUAGAAGAAUGAGGCAACUUAUGGUUAGUACCCAACGGUUUCCAUUUAUUUGAGUGAUCUCGCAACAUUAAAACACACUACACCACCACAAAGUAACCUGAUCUGUAAUUUUUGCUCAUCUCUUACUUUAAAUGAAACAGAGAAAGUUAAUAAGUCGGUUAUAUUUGUGAAUUUGCCUUAAUCAGGGCAAGCUUAGAUUUGUUAUUCGUCUCAUGGGCGUAAUGUUGAUAGAAUUAACGCCAUUUCGUGCAGGAAUGCAGAACAAGUCAAAGUUACAACCACAAAAUUAAUGCAAAACAAAGAGGAGAAUAAAAACUCUGAAUGCUGAAAUGAUAACAAUGAAUACCCCUGCAUUUUGAAGAUACUUGAUGGGAAACCAAGUUCAAUUUACUGUUUUUCGAUCGACUGAUGCGACGUGAUGCGCGAUGGCCGUAUAAAUGUUGGUGAAAUCAACACCAUUUUAGCGAGAAUUUGAUCAAGAACAUGCCAUACAUUCAACCAAAAAAUUAAGGGAAAAUGAAAAGGAGAAUAAAAACUCUUCAUUCUAAAAUGGUUACAAUAAUAGCAAUAGCUUGUGCUUCGUGAGGCAAAAUUGCCACUCUUCUCAUCUAUCGAUCGACUGACGCAACGUGGUGUGUUGCGUGAUGUGUUGCAUGCGUUGAUGUUUUGGGGAAGACUGGUAAUGAGUAAUGGCGGCCGAAUAUACGAGCAUGCGAUAAAACGAGUUGUAGUCGGUCUAAUAUUCCUUUGAAAUUACAUCCAAAACACUUUUGCAAGAAAGGAAACCUGGUUAAGAUUAAAAGGAACAAUCUUAAGUGAUAUAUUUCAAGUUAUUUAUGUCCUAAAAAUGAUCUACCAGGUCGGUAACAAGCAAUGUUCGAUCUCAGGUCAAAAACAAAAUGAUAUUGCCCCCCUGGAAAGUGAUUUUAUGGUCCAACCCCCCUCCCUUCUGGAAUUUCCUGGGCCUCUGACCCCCCCACCCUCUUGGAAUUUCCAAUUCCCUCCGUAGUGGGGGUCUGGAUAUUUUCUGGAACCACACAUCACACAAUUAACAUGCAAUUUUGAAUACUAUGUUACUUGACUCUUUAGUCUUAGAAGUGGCCAAGAAAAAAUAUUACGAUAUUCCUUUUGGUAACAUCAUAAGAAAUAAAUUUUACUUUGCAAAAAUCUCCUAGCGGUGUUUGAUUUGAAUGGUAAUUACACAAUGGGAUUUCAUCUAAAGAUUUAAUAGUGACGACUAAUCACACCUUACGUUAGCCAAGGAAUGGGUUAAUAUUGUUUUAAAUUUGUCCCAGAAUUUAGCAAUUUCUUAUUAUAACCUCGAAAGGUGGUUUCUGAAGGAUCAAAAUGUGUGCUUGUUCUUUUUCCUGACUAAGGAAACCCGUUCAGCUGUCAAAUCAGCAGCCCAGUUUCUGUUCCCAAAGUUAUGGAAAAUUAGUUUUCAGCCAUUUUUCUUUAGUUGCGGGAAUACAUUGUGUGUUUCCUAAACCAUGCAUAGUGAUUUCAACAGGGCUUCUGAUAUUUCGCGCAGACGCGAAGGUAUUUCCGCGAAAUUCCCCCAAAAACGCGAAAUACAGCUAAAUCUGCCAAAAUAUUUCCAAAUACUUGUUUCAAAACAUAUUUAAUACUUAUCUUGGCCAUUAGACCUGUUUUAUUCACCCCAAACGUCCAAAUUUAUCUUGAAACUUCAUCCCAAAACAAGUAAACAACGUCCCAAAACUACCAGGUGUUCUUAGAUUAAUGUUGCGAAAAACUGGGCACUAACCAUAAUGUUAAUAGCUUUAGCAUUCGCUUAUUUCUCGAGCAAACUGUUGUUGAAAGAGCAAAUGAUUAUCCCUGUUAAAAAAACGUUAAACAACGCUGGUCAUAUCGACGCAGAAUUGAUCGAUUUUAGCGAAAUUUGCCAAAAAAAAUCCAGCGAAAUCGGCUGUUUUUUACUGAUUGUUUAUUGGCGAAGUUUCCCCCCGAAAUUUCCUGUGAAAUCGGCUGAUUUUUCUAAGAAUUUGCCCUUUAAAAUCCUUCGAAAUUUGACUUUUUUCCGCUAAACUCCCGCGAAAGCGAACAAUUUUUCGGCGAAUUUUGACUUUUCCCCCGCGAAAAUCCCACGAAAUCAGCCAAUUUUUCCUCGAAUUUUGACUUUUUUCCCGCGAAAUCGGCCGAUUUUUCCGCGAAUUUGCCCCUGAAAAUCCCGCAAAGUUUUGCUGUUUUUUCCGCGAAAUAUCAGAAGCCCUGUUUCAAGGUUAAACCAAAGUUGCUUUAAUGUAUUAGCCUUGGAAAAUGAGUCUUACAGCUACAUGUAUUGUCAAAGUUGUUUUUGAAGCCAUGGGCCCAUUUAUGAAUAAACGCUAACAAUACAUUCUGGUAGCUAUUGUACAGCCAGUAUGUAGAAGGACAGAUUUUUGUUCAAGUUCUUAAUAUUAUAAAUGUCUAUCUUUUUAUUUAGGAGAACCACUGUCUACGUAUUAAGAUUUUGGGCGAUUGUUACUACUGUGUAUCAGGGUUGCCAGAUCCGCGUCCUGAUCAUGCUCACUGUUGCAUUGAGAUGGGCUUGGAAAUGAUUGAUGCUAUUGCGUGAGUAGAUUGUGUGGUUAGGCAUACUUAUUACUGUAUAUUUUCAGCGCAGUCACCAAGAUUUCAAGUUGCUGGGUAUGUGCAUUAGUAGGCAGAGAAUUGAACAGCUACAGUGGGAAGUUCUUUCGGUUCUGUUUCUGUCGUUCUUUUGUUUCCCAUAAAAGUAGCAAAGGGUCUUGCUCAUAUUAGUGGGGGGAAAUCCCUGGUUUGUGGCCCUCAGUGACUGACCUUUGUUUGUGGUUCUGAAGCUUUUCUAAAAUUAUGUUGUUUUUUUUACAGGAGUGUGCGUGAAGCAACAGGUGUUAAUUUGAACAUGAGGGUUGGCGUACACAUGGGAAAGGUUCACAGUGGAGUAUUGGGAUUAGUCAAGUGGCAGUAUGAUGUGUGGUCUGAUGAUGUGACAACUGCCAAUCAUAUGGAGUCAGGAGGACUUCCAGGGUAUAUUAAUUUGAUUUUUGUGUAGUUAACAAAAAUAAUCUUAUGAGCUUAGGACUGAAAUAAACCUUUUAACUCGUAAAGUAGUCAACUAAAGGUGCUUUUGUCAUUAAGAGCUCAAUUUAACAUUCAUGCAUAUUAAUGCUCUGGAUUCAACAUGGCAAAUUAAGCUUUAAAUCCUUUAAAUUUUAUUUUUCAUCUUGUGUUAGUUUUUUUCUAGUUGAUGAAAGGUUCAUUAGGGUUCUGGUUGUCAGCAUUUUUGAUUCACUCUUGUAUUACAUACAUGUACUUCAUUUCAGGCGUGUGCACAUAACAACAUCUGUUCUUAACUGUUUGAAUGGUGAUUAUCAAGUUGAGGAAGGGUGUGGUCAGGAGCGUGAUUCAUAUCUGAAGCAGUACAACAUUAAUUCAUACUUAAUAGUUGCUGAGCACCCAAGGGUGAGUUUUUGUCUUUCUAUAGUUUCUUCUGUUUAAACGUAAGUGAAGUUUUCUUACAUGUACUGUAAAUGAAUAAAACUGGGUUUACCCCCAGAGUCAAAAAUUGAGAACAUUACCAACUGAGAGAAAUCUAAUGUCGCUAAAUUCAACUUCAAAUAAACUUCACUUGAGGUAUUGGAACUGCUAUAAAGUGAAAAUAUGAUCAUGCUUUUAAAGUCGCUUCUUUGAAAUGUACUCUUAACAUGAACUCAAAUUUUAAAGAAGAAGUAUUUUCGUUAAAUAGAAGCCGAGAAAACAAAGACCAAAAUUCUCUUAGAUUCUGCUUCCCAAAAUAAAGUAUGAUUGUUUUGAUAUUUCUAAAUCACCUAAAUGACCUUUUAUGCAAAUUGGCUCGUUUCUAAGGCUAAAACAUUGUUUACAAUGCCAUAUUGAGAGCACAUCACGUAACGAAUUCAAACAAAGAUUUUCGCAUUUUCUUGCCACUUUCCAUGCUACAGUUGGGUCAGUGUUGCAACAAACAUUAAGAAUAGCAGUUUGCUCGUAAGAAUUCAAGCUGGCAACGAAGAAAACAGUGCAGCGCGACGAAAAUUGAGAGCGAAUUAAGGGCAAUUUUGCGGCUGCCUCGGACCGCACUGAAAACAAAUUGAUGUAAAAAUAUGAGGAUUUACAAUAUCGCGCUGAAACUUGCCAGGUUUAGUCACAUGAUGUCAGGGAAAAAUGUAUUAAAUUCCCAGCUGUUGCCGGAAUAUUUUUGAAUUUUGGCAGCAGACUGAAGUUAUAGGGCAUUACAAAUAUAUUCCACCUCUAUUAUCUCAGGAAAAAUUUACUGGCUACUGCCUGGAAUUUAAACGUAAAUGAACAAUCUAAUUAUAAGUCAGUUUCUAGAUAUCUAGUUUCUAGAUAUAUAUUUCCUAGAUAUUGAGAGAAAGCCAGAAAUAUGGAAUUAUUGAAUAUUUGACCCUGCGAUAGAAAUCAGAAAUAACACCUUAGGUGUGAAAAUUGACACCUCAGACAUCAUUUUUCUGAAAGCUCGGCUCUCGCUUGAUAGGUCUGUGUAAUUUUUCAUUCCAAAAUUCUGUAUUAUUUCAGAAAUAAUUUUUUCAAAUGGAAUGGCUUAAAGCAAAUCUAAUACCUUAAGUGAAAGGUGUUAUUUGUGUCAUCUAUGAUUUCCAAUGUUGUCCCUAAAAAAAGGUAAAAAAACUGAUGGCUAAUGAGUGGAUAGUGAACAGCUUUUCAAAGCCUUUCAAGGGUUUGAUAAACACUUUGAACCCUGGGAGCAAAAAUUUUUAACGGCUUUGAAGGUGUUCCAAUGGGUUGUCUUGAUUAAAAACUUAAAACUUUAUGAGCCAAAUAUUUAAACGAAGUCUAACUUAAACCGCGGUUUAAUGAAUCUUUGAACCUCCAGAUCUCUUCUUUGGUGGGUUGUUUAAAGAAGAUAAAUGCUUUUCUAGUCUUCUCCAUAUGCUUUCAUAAAACUGUUCACAAUAAAUGAUGUUUAGAUAAAAUUGUUGGGCAAAUUGAAAAUGACUUAGAACGCGUUUUUGUUAAACGCUGGCUAAACUACGUUUAAAUAUUUGGCCCUAUAGGUUUUAAAAAUAACGGAAAUUUACAGGCUUAUGCUUCAAAAAUAAAAGUAAACAAAGACCUUCUCUGAAUCCUUUCAAGUGUUUUGGAUUCUAAUGACUUUUUCUAACAUGUCUUACUUUGUUCCAAUACUUUUAACUGCAAGGCAAAAACAAUUAUCACGUCCAUUUUAAUGAUUAUCCAAUAGUUUAUGUAAAUAAGUGCAUUUAGCUGUUAAACAGAAAAGUGUUAGUGUAUGAAAUCCUGGAGAAAGUUCACCUCCCAUUUUACUUUUUUUUUUUCACACACAAUAAUGAUCAAAGAAAAAAAACAGUGAGGCAUGAAUGGUGUUAUGAGUGGCACAGAAUUUUAUAAUAAUUUGUUGGUUGAAUUUCACUCAAAAUUUGUAUAGAAUGUUAACAGCUUCUUUCCAUGAAUACCUCCAUAAACUCAUCUUUGCUAUCUGGGAUGUAGUGCAGUAGGUUGUGUAAUAAUUAUUGAUAACUUGUUGAGAUCUCAUUGGCUUUUUUGUCCGUUGUUUUUUUUCCUGUGAAUAUGUUGAACAUGUUGUUUGGAAUUCAUAGAAGGUGAGAAAAACGCAUUGGUUGACAUUUUCAUAUUAAUUUUUUACCAGUAAUUGUGGCACUGAUGUUGCUGUUAUCACAUCAGAGCUGUCUCAAACUUGAGUACUUUAGCCACUGACAUUACUUUCAACAAUUGUUUUUAAGGGUUUGCGUAAUGUAAUUUGGUUUAUUAAGUUUAUGGGGUACCUUCAAGUCAAAAAUUUUCGUCAACUUUUAUUCCUUUCUUUGUUAAAGUAGAUGGCCAAGUAUGUCUUUCAUGUGAGGGAAACUACUCAAAAUUACUGAAUAAUUACUGGGAAAUGAUGUUUUACAUUUUGAUGGGAAGUAGGAGUUAAGAAUAAUUUGUUUUCUGACACUAUUUUGUCUGUACACUUUCUAGGGCUCGAACUCAUAGAGAAUUUGUUCAAACGGCCUCAGAUUUUGAAGUGCAGUAUUUUAAUGACUGGAAAACAAUCAAUAGUGUUUGCUUGAGUUUUUUUUUCUCAAAUUUGUUUAGUUCAGAGGCAUUUCUUUUCAACCACCCCAUUGAAAAAAUAAAAAUGACAAAACUAGCACACAUUUUAGCACUUUGAUCAGAUCAAAAGUACAGUGUAGAGGUCAGGAUUAGCCAAUAUUCAACUUAUUUAUUACCUCAAGCUUGCUUUUAAAUCCUUGACUGAACUUACUUCUCAUCAGUCAAGAUACCCCUAGCGUACAUAGAUAUUAAUGUUAGCCUUAUAUUUAGUGAAUGAUGUCAUGGCUUAUUUAAAAUUUAAAAUUAAUGUGUUAAACAAAUUUGAGUUUAUAGUAGGUUGAAUGAAAAUUUUUUCUUUCUCUUGUAUUCUGUUUCAUGUUUCUUCAAUCCACAUUGUACACAUUUUUGUGUGAGCAGAAGGUAAGAAGCUCAGCUCUGUGAAGAAAAAUUCCAUAUUGUGGUGUAGUCAAUUACAUUGUGGAAUGAAUGUUGUCAUAGCAAUUAGGCCAUUAUCUCAAUGGCAUCUAUUUGUUGUAGUAUUAUUAAAUGAUGCCGUCAUGAAAAUGGUCUGUUGCUUUCUUAAUAAAUUUUGUAAGAAAUGCUGAUCAGCUGGGUCAAAAAUGUACUUGUGUCUCAAACAGGCAGGAAAUCAAGUUUUUUUCCCUGGUUGACCUAUGGUGUCGGAAAUCUGGCCAAGGAUGGGGUGGGUGGGGGGGGGAAGGUCCAACAUUCCACGAAAUUAAAUGAAAGCUGGACCUCGGGACAUUAUUUAAUGUAACCCUUUGUGUUGAAGGAUAGUUUGUAAGACAAACUGAGGAGUUGUGCAUUAAAUAGUGAUCCAAAUCAUUAGAAAAAAGUUAGCGUUUGUAUUGUGGCCGAGUAUGCAUUAUUUUGUCACAGAAAUGUUUUCUUUUUCAUGCUGAACCUGCAUCAAGCUACGGAGAUAGCAGGUUUACAGUGAAAUAUGUUUUAACCAUGGGUUUAAAUACAUCAGUCCUAUCCUUAAUUCUUAAAAAAAUUCUCUUAUGUCUGGUAUUCAUUAUGUUCAAAACAGUGAUGGUACCAAGAAGAGGAACCUCUAAUAGUUCCAUUAUUGUUGACUCACUUGUUCCCAGAGAAAUCAACACAAAUACGCCACCUUUGUCCAGGAAGUAUAUAAUCUGAUGAUGUUAUUACAUGAAUUUUUCAGCCAAAGGAUACAACUAUUAAAGAUAAUAAACAGGAGGAUCAAGAAAAGAAAAUGCAAGAUAGGUAAGUUUAUCAAUUUCUCAUUUCAUCUAGUACUACCAGUUAUUUUCACCUCAAUACCUGGUACUUGUCUACCAUCUUUAAAGAACUUAUGUAUUAGGACAGCAGGAAGAAGAGGAUGGUAAACCUUGUGUGUCAAGCAAUAAUUAUGUUUGGAAAUAUUUUCCACCAAACUUCACUUUCCUUCCAAGAGAUAUCUUUGUAAAAGACCAGAAAACACCAGUGUUAAGUGAAGAUCACCACAAAACAUGCACAUAAUAGGCCUGUUACGUUUGUCACCCACAAACGUUUUGCUGUCUUUCUCAUUCUGCCAUCCUGUUGUGUAAGCUCACUUUUGUGAAGAUGAAAUAAUCAGCAUGUCACAAGCAUGGGACAAAGAAAAACCUGAGUCCCAGACAGCAUUCGAACCUAUGACCUCCCAAACACUGGGUGGGCACUCUACCCACUGAGCUGUGGAGAACUCAUGGAGAGCGAGGCCAUAUACUAGGUUCAUAUUUGACAUGCGUCCUGCAUACUGCUAGGAUCAGCAAUGUCGAGAUCAUACUGUAUGGUGAAAGAAUGAAAGAUGGUAAAUUUUAAGCUCGGUGAACAAAUUUGAAGAUGAAAUGAUCAGCAUGUCAUGAGUGCAUCCACCAAACUUACUUUUGUUCAUGCCUAGUUACCUACAGGUGAUUUGAAGAUGUGCCAUAUUCACAGCUAACCCCUAUUUUCUGUAGCCCAUUCAGGGUUUGUGCAUUUUUGUACAAUCAGUGAAAUUACAUUCCUGGUAGGUGGUCAUUAGAAAUCCUUAAAAAUGGUUGCAAAUUUUUGUGUGAACCCUGCCUUUUCCUGUCCUCUAUCAGACACAUGCCCUUUGAGGGAUAGUCACCUUUGCAUGAGUUUGAUCAUAAAGCUGUAAGCUGAUUUUUAUGUAUGUAAUCUCUUGUUACUGAAAAACACAAGGCUGCUGCUUCAGAAAAUUUUUUGGGAGCCCUUUGGGCUCCUAAAAUAAAACAUGAGGAGCCCUAGCCACAUUUCUAGGAGCCCAUUGCAUAUUAAUCAAUAAACUUAAAUAAGUAAGCAGAUGCUCGAAACUUGAUUCAUGUGACAAAUUGAGUUUUGAAUUUCCAGAAAAGUGCUUGUUUGCUUACUUUUAACAGCGGAAAUUUUUUGCCUACAGUUGAUGAACAUGUGUUUUAUGUUUUCAUUUUAAAAGCACAAAAUGAGCAGGAAUUCUGUUGUUUGUUCAGUGGAAGUAGGCAUAGAGGUUAUUGCCAUCGGAAUCAUAAGUUUUUGGUGUUCAUGCAGGCUCCUUGUUUAAGAUUUUUGCCCCCUGUGAGCAAAUCGUAGGAGUCUCUGGUGACCAGGCACCUGUUAGGCAGCAGCCUUGUAACAUGUCAUCAAGCUUUCAUUGAAAUUAAAAGUUGUUGUUUUUUUUAAUGAUUAAAAGAGAAGUUGUAUCUCAGAUUACAAGAUAUAUAGGAACGUGUAAAGCUACAUUUCCAUCAAUUAGAGUGUACAAAUAUAUAAGAAAUAUAUGUUAUGAUUAUUUUUAAAGGUUAGGAAUCACAGCAUCAAACCAGCAAGAUCCAGAGGAUGAAGUCAAUGAAUUUUUAGGGAGCUCCAUAGAAGCACGGAGUAUUGAUAAGUAAGUUGUCUUUUGGGGUGCCUACAUGUAUUGGAAGGGAAAGAGACUCUGGGAUAUGGGAUUUGUUUUGUAAAUCUAGUCUUGCCUUGAGGAUGGAAAGAGAUUGCCACUAAGUCAUCUCCCCUACUACAACACAGAAGGUUAUCCAGGGUUCAUACAGAGUCUUGAAUUCUUGAAAACGUUGCGAAAGAACGUUGCAAAACGGUUUUCCAGACCUGGAAAAAGUCUAGGAAAUUGAUAAGGAUAAAGUCUGGGAAAGUGGUACCAUGUUGUUUUUUCGCGGGCUACAACAAGUGCUUUAGCUAGUGAAUUUUUUUCCCGUGGUCUCGCCUGAAGCCAACACAUUCAAUAAUACACAUGAAGAUUGAGAAGUUUCACAACUCUCUUAUGUCCUCAUUGCACCAUGGUUUCUGAACAUUUGAAGAGCAACAUGAGAAUAGCUUGCUUCCUGCACUUUUCAAGGCCUCUGUUGAUCACCUUUUUAAUAACCUUGAGUCUAGUCUUUUUUUUUAAAAAAGUCUGGAAAACUAAAGUCUUGAAGUUGGGAUCCAAAAAAUAUACCAAUCUUGGCUGGUCACCACAGUCUAUAUUUAGUGCCUAUAUUAAUGUCACUUUCUGUAACUAAAAUUGUUGUAGCUGUAAUCAUAUCCACUCUGGCAUGAACAUAAUAAUAUUAUUCAAUCCUGCAUCCCUAUCCUUAGCUCUCUCUUGUGCCUUUUUAUUCAUUUACAUUCUUCACUGACAGAAUGUUUUGUGUUAUUGCAGACUACGGAAAGACUAUGUGCGGCCACUGCUCCUCACUUUCAAAGAUCCAGCUAAAGAAGAUCUUGUAUGUGUUUAUAUUUGACUGGUGCAUGUAUUCUAUACAACCUGGCUUUAAAGAGCUUAAUUGUUAUUGUUCUGAAAACAUCUGCAUGAUAGAAAUCAGGCAGUAAGAAAAAAUUACUGUUUUAAACAUCUGGCAAAUUUUAAAGGCCAGGGGGGCUGAGUAGGAUAACCCCCCCUCCCCCCCAAAAAAAUUAAUGGCAGUAAGGAUAUUUUUUUGAAAAUACACAAUGUCUUCUAUUAACACUGCAAAAGCCAGUGUGCAAGUCUUAAAAACCGCUGUACACUGUUAGUUUUACAUGCAAAGUUAGUGGUUUCAUUUCAAGGUAUUUUGCAGCAGAAAUUUGACAUCCACUUGAAUAUGAAUGACUGUCGCUAAAGGUGUUUCGAUAGUUUUUUGGAGGCCAUACCGAUAUUCUUCAAUGGCCUUAAAAGUGAUUUUACCAGUGAUUGACUAUGAAUUGAAGUUUGUCAAACUGUAGUUUUUUUUAUGACAACAAUAAACAAAAAAUAUUGAAAUGGAUAAAAGCCGAAUUUUACGCAAUCUAGACCUGCUCCUCAAAAGUUAACACCAGGAACUUAAAGUGUGUUGGUAUGGCCUCUGAAAAACGGUGUUGAAACACCUUAACUAACAAUAAAAAUAUACAUAAACAUAUGUUGUCUUUAUUUUGUUUGCCUUUCUAGUACUCCCAAGAGAAAGAUAGAAUGUUCAAGUCCUAUACAGCAUGCAUUUGUCUUCUGUUCAUUUUUAUAUUUGUAAUUCAAGUCACAACUCUCCCAAGGUAUGUAAUGUAACAAACAAAUUCAUUUAAUGAUGAUGAUACGGAAGACUAAAAUGAAUACAGUAUUUUAGAAUUGUCUGAUUUUUCCUUGGCAUCUGUGUAGUACCUAAAAAAUAACACUCUUGCAAAAUUUGAAUUUGAAAUGGGCAGUUAAAAAUCUUGGCAACUGGUGUUUCUUUCUUUUCACCAUUUUCACGUUACCCAUAAUACCAAAAUCCUGCAUACAUAUAAGCUUGUCUUGAGUUUCUGUUGGGAUACUGUAAUAUGGAGGAGAAAUCGGAAACAUUGGUUAUGCAAAAUGUUUUUGAGGGGAGGGGGUAAACAAGGUGUAUUAUGGGCAAUGUGAAAAUGGUGAAUUGUCACCAUAUAUAGAGGGAGAUAAAUGCGAAAAUUGCAAUCUAUGAAUUUUGGUAUGAUAUGUGAAACGUGAGUCUCUUUAGUUUCAAAACAACCAGAAACUAACAAAACUAGUUAGUAAAUUCGCAAAAAGUAACAAAUAUUUUCUUACAGGACAGUGACUACUAUGGCUGUUUUCUUGUCCACGUUGAUCGUUGUUGCUGUUGUCUUUCUGCUCGUGGUAGCAGAGAAGUGCAGAGUAAGUUCAAGUCUGUCAUUGAUUUUUGCUCUUAUGUGACAUCACCUUUGAUUUUGCAUCACUCUUCAACAAAUGGUUUUACCACUUGUAAUGUAACUGAAGACUUUUUCCAUAAAUUUCUCCGUUACUCCUUUCUUUCCUGUCAUGAUUGAUAUACGGUUAAAUUUCUCUUUUUAAUGAGCAGUGUUUAUAGUUCUUACAAAUAUACUCAACCUAUAUCGUUUUCCAUCACUAUUUUUCUAAAUUCUGCAGGGUGCACCAGAAGUUGUUCGAAAUCUUUCCAAAAAAAUUGCCCAGUCACAAACAAUUUGCAGGGUGGUUGCAACAGUACUUGUUCUCACACUUUACAUCGCUGCUGUUGGAAAUAUUGUAAGUGGUUUUAUUACCCUGUUACUGCAACAACUUUCAACUUUUGUAAAAAAUAAUUAUGUAUUAUCUGAAAGGAAAAAUUUUUCUUAGCAUUGAACAGUUUCCAUAUUUUCAUGAUUUGUGUAAAAUGAAGUAUAGUCCCAGAUUUUGUAACAAAUUUUGAAUCAUUAGUCCUUUUUGCAACACUUGGAUAAGAACUUGCGAAAUUAUCCUUUUCACGUAAGGAACCCUUUGAGUGGUUGCAUGGGAGGAUAACUAACUGAAUGAAAGUGUAGGUUGUUGUUUUGUUAUAACAGGCAUUUUUGUAGUCACCAUAACAUUUCUUCAAUAUGGGCUGCAUACUUCCUUUUCUGGUUCUUGAUUUUGGGUCGUAGUUAUGUUGUUGUUGGACAAUAAAGAGCCCUUAACUUUUUUAUUUAUUUAUUUAUUUGCCUCACAAAAGUAAAAAUAGAGGGAAAAAUCAGCUUCAUUUGAUUGAGGUAUUCAGACUCUUGUUUACAUAGCACCUGUAUCCAGCAAUGCUGUUGAUACUGGCUUAAGGUCCAGCAAAUUGCAUGCGAAUAAUUUUUGAUAAUUUUUACAUGUACAUAUGUGUAAUUAUAACGUUAAUGUGUCUGUAGUUUGGCUGUAACCUGAAAAGACCAACGGAAGGAACAAAUUGGUGUAGUAACCAUACACUGCAUCCCGACAGUGCUUUCUGUGAUUAUCCUCAGGUGAGCAAUCUGUAAUCACACUUACCUUGAUGUCAGGACACCUACAGCUGCAUUAUAUGUGCAGAUACAGCCCCUUUCAUGUUAUAGUAUGGUUGUAUAAGGAUUUUUUAACAGUUUUUGCAAUUUUUAUCCACAGUACUUCACCUUCAGUGUAAUGCUGUCUAUGAUAGGUUGUGCUGUGUUCCUUCAGCUAAGCACGAUACACAAGUUUUCAAUGCUGGCUCUCAUGUCCACCAUCUAUGUUGUGAUAAUACGUGUUGUCUACAAAGAUCUUUUCGAUCAUCACGACAGCAUCCAUUUUUGUGGGUACGUAGUAAGUAGUAGCUGGUAGUCUUAGAGGGGUUGUAACACAGCAGUAUGGUUCUCUUUUUUUCAGUAUUGCCAACAGACCUUACUCAUUCAAGUGACUUUUUGUAAAUAUGCAUGCAUAUGCAGGUGGAUAGGAGGACAUUUCAAAGAAACAUUUCUCUUGUCUGAAAUGGGAAAAACAAAACAUACAAGCUAAAAAGGUCUAUUACUUGCUCUUAAGGUGGAUUUCCACUGUCUCGUAAUUUUCACAUGCACACAGUGACACACACAUAAAUUUACGCGCGUAAAUAAAAUAGAGGCAAUGUAUGGAAAGUGACGGGUGAACGUAAGAGUUGAACCUGGCUUGACUCAGAGAAACACAUCCAUCUAUUUUCUGUUUAGGUCCGAGGGAGACAACUACAUCAAGUGGAUUGAUCUUUCUAUUGUGAUUGUUGUCAUGUUAACAUUGGCAUUAACUGCGCAUGCGUAUUUGGUAAGGAUUUAAAAAAUGUCCACUUAAACCAAUUUUGCGUAAAAUGAAUUUCACCUUUUUUAAGUUCAAACCAUCAUUUUAUCUCCAGACAAACCGUUACUCUGUCAAUGUGUUCUGUUUUUAUUGUCCUUUGUUUAGCUAGUAUGUACAAACAGAACAGAGGCUGUGGUAAACGCCGGUCAUAAUAAGAUUCUUUGUACACCAAAUAUAGAACAGGAGCAUUAAAGUUGCCUUUUUUCAGUGCAAACCUCUUUCACUUCACUCAUUAGUGCCCACAUCAGCUUGCAAUUUCGAGAAUGCUAAAGCAUGUGGUAAAACGUAAGUGAGCGCGUUCCUUUGGUGUCAUGGCUAAUUUAAGAGUAGUCAAUUUUCAUUUUUAGUGGGCUGCAUUUCAACUUUUCUUUGCUUUUCAACAGCAUGAAGAAAUUUCCAGACUUGAUUUCUUGUGGAAACUUCAGGUAAACGGUCUGUCUGGUUUAACCAUUAGUUAUGACAAAAUACUUACGGACCAUUCCCUAAAGCUUAGCCUGUACACAGACGUUGUUUUCUUCAUCUUUUCGGAAAUCGACGUGCGCUUGAAGUCAAUAAAUCCCGGCGGUUUUUAUUUUCAUACGUGCUCUCGACGAUCUCUAAAAAGAAAAUAGAGGGUCUGUGAAGAGGCUAUGCUUAGCUUUAACUUCUCCUUCAAUCCUCUUUCUCAUAAGGGGGAAUCCGUGAUGUUGCGUGAAGAACCCGAAGAACGUCUGUACAAACUUGAGUAUAGUUCGAGUUAUGUGAUAGCUGCACUGAUAGAAACAACAUGUGUUUAAAAGAACAAGGGUUCUUAAUGUGUUGCUUUACUAUUCCAGGAUUAAGCUUCACUGUGAAAUUAAUAGUUUUUUAAAAUAUUUUUUCAGGCAACAGAGGAAAGAGAGGAAAUGGAGCAGCUACGAGAGUACAAUAAGAAACUACUGUACAACAUUCUUCCUGAUCAUGUAGCACAGCACUUCCUUGCACAGCAAGCUAAGAAAAAUGAUGUAAGUUGAUGUAAAGGCAAUCUUUCAGUAACUGCUCCCUAUACUUGGUUUAUUUUCUCUGGUAUGUUUUGGUUUUUAUUCUGUUUUUAUUGUGUCGUUCUCACAGGAACUUUAUUACCAGUCGUGUGAUAAAGUCAUCGUCAUGUUCUCUAGUAUCUGUAAUUUUUCUGAUUUCUACACUGAGCUGGAUGCCAAUGGUGAAGGUGUGGAGUGUCUGCGUCUUUUGAAUGAGAUACUCGUGGAUUUUGAUGAGGUGAGAUCAUUUCAGAGAGGACUUCCUCCACCCCAAAAAAACUUCAAAUGGCUUUCAUGACCGUUAUUACUGUGAAAUUCACAAAACCGUGAACACGAGAAAUAUUUAUGGAAUGUUAUUGUGUUGCGAGAAAUAAGCCAAUAAGGCGCGAAAUAACUAAAACCGCAAACAGCAACGGUAGUUUAUUUUGUGGUUUUGAGGUUUGCUCGCUUACUGAAGUUUAUUGUGAUUGGCCAGUACACAAUCAACAUGUUUCUUGAAAUUUUGAAGGUGUUCACGGUUUUCUGAGUUUGACAGUAAAUGUUUGCGUUUUUCCAGUCAGUGGCUGUUGAAAGUUUUUUUUUUGGGAUUCCGUAUCAUUUUCACUGUUUGAACACUGUUUGCACUUGUCGUUGUCUUACAUCAAGUUUUCUCUCUUCUGUCCCGUUACGUGCAUAUCACCCCGAGAAAUGGCACAGGGUACAGAGGAGAUAUGUUUGUCGUUAGAACAUCAAAACCCGUCGAAAACCUCUCAAAAAAUGGGUUAUUUUGAUCGCGUUACAGUUUCGUUACACAUUCUAUAGACCGCAAGCCAAGAGACUGAGGGCUCGCAAGAUCGGCUUACAGUAUAAAAUCCUUUCUUUUACUCGGCACUUCGGGCGUCGGUCGCCCUUCGGGCGACGUGCCGUGCGCCAGUGAGGAAAUGGCUUGCGGUUACUGAUUUUUAAGAGUCGAUCUGGGUCAGAUAAGAAGCGAAGAAAUCGUUUACAGUAGAUUCAUAAAGAUCCCAUUGGGCUAAUUAAUCGUGCUAAGCGACAGGUAUAGACAUUUUUCAAGGUGAGACUUUAAAUAAGUAAUUCAUUAUUCACACGAAACUCCUCUGGACCCUGUGGAAAUUGGUGUUGAUUUUCAUCACUUAAGUCCACGCGUUUUACUUACAUUCUUCAUGUGCUAUAGGUACUUUGUAUACGAUAAGUACUUUGUACCUGUUUCUUUAUAGAUUAUGAGUGGCAGGUUCUUAAUACUUUCCUACCUUUAUUCUUAAGUGGCAUAUUGUUGAAGGUUUUGGUCUUGUUUUUUUAGCUUCUUUCCGAUCCUCGCUUCCAGUGCAUUGAAAAAAUCAAGACAAUUGGUGACACAUACAUGGCAGCAGCAGGCAUUAAACCGGAAUCUCAGGUCAGUGGUAUAAUGAUUAGCGAGAAAACUAAGCCCGCGUCCACACGUAUCUGUUGUUUGAAAACGGAGAUUUUUUCCUCCAGUUUGGCCCACCGUCCACACGUUUCCAGUGAAAACGGUCAUCAAAAACGCUCCCGAGAGUGGAGAUUUUUGGAAACGCCGGCUUAUCGUUUUUGUGUGGACAGACAAAAACGGAGGUUUUUCGAAUAUGGUGAAACAAAAAAACAGCGCAUACCCUCUGUCAGGCCACAAUCGUAUCCUCAUUGUUUUGGCGUGUUCGUAUAAACGGGCGACAAGGAUUCGAAUACGUUAACGUGUGGACAAGCCUUUUGUUGAAAACGGAGACAAAAAUUUUCGUUUUUCAAAAAUUUCUAGAUGCGUAUGGACAAGGCCUUAGGGCUUGAGCGACAUCAAAAAUAAAUUUGUGGGCUUAUCUGGGAUUUUUCCUUUCAUGCAGGAAAAGUUGGCAACUCUCAAUCAUAUCGUGACAAUGGCUGACUUUGCAAUGGCUAUGAAAAAGAAACUGACGGACAUCAAUUUACACUCUUUCAAUGACUUCAAAAUGAAAGUCGGUAAGUAAAUAUAGAUCAGUAUGUCCAUAAUCUGUAAAAGCCAUCAAAAAAGUGUUUUCAAAGCAACAGUCACACUAUUAGGAUAUAAUAUUGUCCACAUACAAAAAAGUUAGAUGUAUAUUGUAUGUGUACGUGAUUAACUUGGGUGUAUAAAAGGUUUAAGUAGACCUCUGCCAAUAUUCAAAUUUUUCCACCGUCAUAUGGCAGAUCUCUUUUGAUUCGAUUUUUACUGGUAAGAAUGUCGCUCUAAUAGCAGAUUCUGUUACGUUUAGUCUUAAAAGUUAACAAUUCAUAUUUAUUUUGGUAACACCACAAAUAUCCUCUCACACUUACAAAAGCGAAAUCUCUGCGAUUGUGUUGUCUUUUUAUUCAGGGUUAAACUUUGGCCCUGUUGUUGCCGGAGUAAUUGGUGCUCACAAACCACAGUACGAUAUAUGGGGUGAUACUGUCAAUGUGGCCAGCCGUAUGUACAGCACUGGAAAAGCUAACCACAUUCAGGUUUGUCCUAUUUCUUGUUUUAAAGAGCCAUGGAUUGAAAUAAGGUAGUUUUUAUCUUUUUACUGUGAACACCUGAAAAAUUUCAGGAAUACUAGCGUAAUGACCAGUUACCCCAAGAUCAGGACACGAGAGCAAACCACAAGACCGUUAACGUUGAUCGUGGUUCUAUUUUCUUGUGCCUUAUUAGCUUUUUCCACACAGCACAACAUCAUUCCUGAAAUAUUUCUGGUGUUCACGGUUUUCUGAAUUUUACAGUAACUUUCCAACUCGAAUACUGAGUUUCGCGUGACUCUCGCGUAUCUCGCGCUUCGCGCUCGCUCCCCAAAACAUCUCUCUCCGCGACAAUGCCUGUUGUCCAGACUAUGUAUUUUCUAGAUAUUACAUGUAUAAACUUGGAUUGUAAGCCUGUUGGAGUAAAGAAACGGUUGAAGUUUGGUUCUGUAUAUCUCUACAGGUCACGCAAAGCGUAUAUAAUAUAUUGUGCUCGCGCGGCUACACGUUUGAAUGCCGUGGGUUAGUGGCUGUGAAAGGUAAAGGCAAGAUGGUUACUUAUUGGAUGACUGGUAAAGAAGGAGACCAAUCAAGUUAGUGUAAAGAAGUAUUUAUUAUAGAAGCCAAUGGUUUCCCUGUUGCCACAAGUGCGAUUUGUACCUUACCGUCCUGAACUGUGGCAUGUCACGCUAGAAAUCGCAGGGAUGAAAGGAGAUUCUCUGCUAUCAAAAUUUGCGAGUCCACCUCAAAAUGGAAUCACUUGUUUUUUUCAAGCUGAUAAAUAACGUGAGUAGUAAUGAGAAGGUGUCUUAGUCAACAAGCAAGGAGGAGAAACACUGUGGCUUUGAGUUGCCUCAAAGCACAUUCGUGUAAUUGGGCGAUUCUUUGAAGAAGAGCGUAGCAUGUUUGGAAAGUUGGUUGGUUUACAGACAAGUUCAUUAGUACCGGAUGAGAAAACUUAUAGUGUAGUAGUGAUUGUGGGGGGCAUAAGCAAAAACGUUUUUGAGCAACGCACGUCAACCGGAACUGGGCCCUUUGCAUCGUUGGGCAGUUGUUUUGCCCACAUUUGCCUGCAAAUCGUCCAUUUUAGAUAGAAGACUGUUGGCAAUACAAAUUUGGCACUGUCUUGGCAUAUUAAAACGGAAAAGGCCUCACUUCCGGUUAACGUGUGUCGCUCAAAAACGUCUUUGUUUAAGCUCUCUACUGCAUUCUGCUCUCAAGUCUUUUACGAUAUACGUUCGAUGUAAAUAACUUCAGAAAUGUCUUCCCAAUUACGUGAUCAGAUUACGUUUUUUAGUUUUUAAACUAAGGAAACUGAUGGGUAAAUUAUUACAGAAGGCUUUCCUCGUACUUGGUAAAUUGGAAACGUUCCGUUGGCUCAGAAAGUAGAGAGCACAGCAGCGUUAGUGUCCACCUUAUUACAGGUUGUCCCCUCCCUGGCAUAGGAGCUCUCUCAUCAAACAUCAAUGAAACAUGAAUAAAAGUUUAAGAUCAGGCAUUUGCUUUUUGGGUCAGUGUAUCCUUUCCUUUAUCUCUCCGAGUAAAGUGUCUAGGUGCGAGGCGAGUACCCAACAAACCGUUAAUUUUUUACCCGACACUGGAUACCGCUGCAGGGGAAUACUCUCUUCCCUCCCUUCUCGUUUUCUCCAGUCCCCUCGCUGUCUGCUCUGCCUAGUCUGUGUGAGGACGACAAUCAAGGGGCUACCCUUUGUUUGUAACGAUGCAAAGUCAAAUCCACUUUUAUGCAUGGUUCAUUCUUGUGAAAUGUUAGAAUUACGCCCUACAAUCUCGGCAAAAUUGGACACAAUGUACUUUUAUCCAGAUCAUAUUAAAUCCUCUUAGUUUUGUUUAAGCCUUUUAGAUACUAUUUUAUUAACGUUAUAACGGAGACGCGUGUAGAAUGUAGGAGAGGACACUGGUUUGGUUUUUAAAGACAAGCAAGUUACAAGCUUGUUUAGAGAAGAAAAACUGGAAUCAAUUUGUAUCAGCCAUUUAUGGGCAUUCUUUGGUUGAAAGGUUAUGAUUCCCAGCAUUUUUAGUUUUUUAGUUGCUUUUUGUACAGUUUCAAUAUUUUAUUUCAGUAUUUAAUUUAUUUUUCAGAGAUUUCUCUACGUGUAAAAAUGCAACUAUUGAACAUAUCUUUCCAAAAAAUUGGAUGAUUACAGAUCUAUGUAGAAGCAUCCAUUGAGGCAAAAAUGAAAAUUUAAUAUAUCAAGUUAGUCGUGAUUCUGAUACAUUUUAUAGUAGGUCAGGGUGAGCCAAAAUAAAGCUCAUCUUUUGCGAUAUUUAUAUGUAGGUUUUGAACUUGUUCCAACUUAACAGUCACGCUUUUAAAAAGAAAACUCAGAUUUGUCAGACGUGGGUACUGUACAGUAAGAAUGUUUGCUGAGUCACUAAAAUUCUGGUUAUUUUUGCUUAUUCGUAUUCAUAUGAUCACUUACUCGCGCCUUUUAUUGAAUUGCGAAGAUAGACUUUAUAACAGGCCGGAGAUUGGCAUGCGUAUCUGGCGGGAUUAGCGAAGGAGUGCUAACAAUCCCGCCAGCUACGCAGGCGAGCCAGAGAUGUAGAUGUCUCCUGCUCUGUGCCGUGUUGGUCUUGUGGCUUUCGUAGAGAAUACACAUUGUAUUGUUUAGUGGACAUGUUAUCAGGAUUUUACCGCUAAAGCAAUAGUCUCACACGCAGAACGUUUGUGUGGGAUCCUAUUAUAGGAAUAACAUAGUUAUAAUUGCUUAGUCAGAAGCCAGCUUAUUAUUGAUAAUACGGAGCUUAAGCAAAGACGACGGCAACGGCAGCGAAAACGGCACCCAAAAAGUGAAUUCGCGCAGUUUCAAACUGCACCGUUCUUAUUCCAACACUUUUAAUCUGUCAAUGUUGGCGAUUUUUUCGGGAGUUGAAUUCUAAACUGUUUAAGUUCAGAAAAAGAACAAGGAAAUUGUUGUCUUAUGCUCACGUUCUCCAUAGAACGUGAAAUUAGGAAGUUUCACGUCGUAUUCGUGCUGUGACGGCAAAGAAAUGUACAAAAAAGCACGGUGCACGUGCAAAGUUGUUGUUUUGUUAAUGUAAACCUACUGCUUUUUUGCCGUUCUUGUUGCCGUUGCCGUCGUCGUUGCUUAAGCUCCUUAUUGCCCAAUCUUGGUUAUUUCAUAUUUGAAAUAAUUCAUUUAAUUAAUGUAAUUUGCACCUGUCACUGUCUUACGCCCUUGUACUUGCGCUCCACCAAACCGAACAACAUAUGUCUCCGACAUCUCAACGAUGUUUAGAACGGCUAUGCUCUCGCAUUUUUAAGCAAAGCUAAGCAUUUACCAGGCUGGUCAUAGAACUGACUGAAAUAACAGGAAUACAUUUAGCUCAAAUUUCAAAACGACGCCCUGACAAAAACUUGUUGUGGCGGUUUUUGAAAGAUCAUCUAAAGAUUCGUAUAGCCAACUUGAAGUUUAGAGCUCGCAAUAAAGGGCAGUGAGUAGAAUAGACUAAAACAUCGUCUGUCCUGUAAACCCCAAUAUCAGAGUGCAUAUCCUCAACACUGUUCUCAAUACCUUCCCUAUGGUGCUAAUCAGGAUCAUUUGUGUCACGAUCAAUAGCUUUCUGGCUCAUCAUUAAUGUUUCAUUCAGGAGUGUUACUGAUAAGGAGAAAUUAAAUUCCGUCAAUCUUAAAAGGUUUAACUGACAACCAGCGAGAACAAAUAUAGGGGUCAAUUCAGUUAACUUUUGCAAGUGUCAUUUCAAGGGUAGCUAUGGGUUAAAGUUGAAAACAAUUGCUACGUUGUUAGCUGUAAAGAUCCACUUUCAGUCGCAGGCUAACGUGAUUCAUCAGCAAGACUACUUACGUUAGUGCGGUUGUUUGCCUCUGAUUUUGUUGCUAAUUAACCAAGUAAAGAAAUUAAC